Molecule: messenger RNA, 1123 nt
Organism: Athalia rosae (coleseed sawfly)
Lineage: Eukaryota; Metazoa; Arthropoda; Insecta; Hymenoptera; Athaliidae
Product: proteasome assembly chaperone 4-like
Exons: 1
Coding region: 580-996 (138 amino acids)
Biological process (GO): proteasome assembly
Source: RefSeq, a predicted model, not a curated record
GCGUUAUCUUCUUAUAUCCAGUCGUCUUCGCCCUUCUCAUUGAACCGCUACUUGACCUUGAACCUCUUCGACAUCAUCGGAUUCGUCAUGGAUUCGUCAUACCAAAGCGCCUCUGCUGGAAGCUUAUGGAAUGAUGACAUCACUGGACAACAUCGUACGACAUGACAUGUCAACCAAACUUUUAGGCUAUCCCUUUUCUCGCCUUCCUUUACGCUCCCGACUCUUUACAGCGAUAAACAUUUUCUGUACAAUAGCAUCUCAUCGUUCUUCCGAGUCGUUCUCUUAGCGUAGUCAACGUCGAGGUUAUUUUCCUACGCUUUUUCAUGCCUGAUAACAAUUACGAAAUUCUAAGAAAUCUGAUACUUUUGGUUCAUCUAUUUUCUCUCAAAAGACAAUUCGGCGCGAUCUUGUUAUCUAGUUGCUAGUGCCUUUUAACGCCACCUUGUAUGCCACCGGUCGGUGGUGUUUACAUUGUCGGUUUACACGGUCAUAACCUACCUCACCUUUAAAGUUUGUUGUUUUUCUCUGAAAGAAAAUUGUUAUAACAACCUUUAACAAUUAUCAUUGCUGAUUAAGGCGAUGGCUUCAUCGGAAGACAACGGAGUUGAACUACUGCCGUGCAGUUUUAAGUUUCAUAACUUCUUGACCGAAGUUGGUGAGGUUAAGAUGAGUUGUCAAAUUAUUAAAAUGAGAGACAGUUUUUAUGUAUGGGUUGGUAAUUACAAUAACAAUGUCAUGAAUCAUCUAUCGUUAGCCCUUGUAUCAAAUUAUGAAAAAGUACCCAUCUCCACGACUUUAUUGGGUUCUGUUGCCGAUUCCACAUCUACUAACAUGGCUAAGCGAUUAGCUAAAAAGCUGGGAAUGCCUGUCUACGUGAGCUUCAACAUCGAAGCCGAUAAUCUAUCGAUGCCAGCAAUUGAGAAGAAACUUCAACAAGAGAUCAACAUCGGUUUUGUUGCACUCGCGGAUGAGCCUAGGAUUUUGGAAUCUGCGUAGAAAUUACCUCUUCCUCUCUCGCCAGCAGCCUCUGUUUGGUUAAGAAACUCUCGCCGAGACUAUGUUUUUGCUAUUUUGAAAAUAAGUUUGUAAGAUAAAUAUAAAAUAACAUUUAAUUUGCUAAAAA